GGUAUGUCAGAACACAGCAAGAGUUCCACAACGGUUGAUGAACCUCACCAGGCUCCAGAAGAAAUCCAGUCUGAGGAAGUACUUCAGGUUCUUCUCUACAAGAGGACUGAGAGAUUGGAACUUAGAGAUAGGUCUUCUCAGUGACUCUGCUGUCCAUCAGGGGAUCAAACUAUUUAUUUUUAGGAAGACCGUGAAGAUUAUUCUGUUUCACUAAACAUUUGCAGUUUGAGUAAGAGGAGUGCUCAAUGGCUCAGGAGUCCCCCAAAACUUCAGCAGCAGAGAUUUCUGUGACAAGCAAUGGAGAACUGGAAGAUACGCAUGAGCACAACUAUAACAGGGAGUUGAAGCGUUCUCUGCCAGCUGGACUUGGCUUGUCAGAAACCCAGAUCACAUCUCAUGGAUUUGACAGUACCAAAGAGGGGACUAUUGAAGUUGGACCUUUUCAAGGUCCCUCAUCAUUUCCCAUGCCACCUGUUAUAUCGCCUAGCAGUGCAGCAGCUAGCAGACUGGCUGGACAAGGGAGUGAUUUAGUUAUUCCCAAAGGCAAUCCAAGCGUGCAGCAGAAAAGUGGACCAGUUAUUCUAGCAGAGGAAGUAAAGAAUCCAGCUAUGGAAAAACUGGAGCUUGUAAGAAGAUGGAGCUUAAACACGUACAAGUGUACUCGUCAAAUAAUCUCAGAGAAGCUGGGCCGUGGAUCACGAACUGUAGACCUUGAGUUAGAAGCUCAGAUAGAAAUAUUGAGAGAUAACAAGAAGAAGUAUGAGAAUGUCCUGAAACUGGCACAAACUCUGUCAACUCAACUCUUCCAGAUGGUGCAUACUCAAAGACAGCUUGGAGAUGCUUUUGCAGAUUUAAGUUUGAAAUCAUUAGAACUCCAUGAGGAAUUUGGAUACAACGCAGAUACUCAGAAGCUUCUUGCUAAAAAUGGUGAAACUCUGCUUGGUGCAAUUAAUUUUUUUAUAGCUAGUGUGAAUACUUUGGUAAAUAAAACUAUUGAAGAUACCUUACUGACAGUGAAGCAGUAUGAAAGUGCCAGGGUUGAAUAUGAUGCUUACCGUACAGAUCUAGAAGAACUGAAUCUUGGCCCUCGUGAUGCUAACACUUUGCCGAAGAUAGAGCAAUCACAACAACUAUUCCAAGUACAUAAAGAGAAAUAUGACAAAAUGCGCAAUGAUGUAUCAGUCAAAUUGAAAUUUUUGGAGGAAAAUAAGGUGAAAGUACUGCACAAUCAACUUGUUCUGUUCCACAAUGCCGUUGCAGCCUAUUUUGCAGGGAAUCAAAAACAGCUUGAACAGACCCUUAAACUAUUCCAUAUCAAAUUGAAAACACCUGGAGUAGAUGCUCCUUCCUGGCUUGAAGAUCAGUAAUUGAACCAGGCACAGGGAUCCAUUGUUCAGCCCAGGAUCAUCUAUAUCCGGGGAGAAUCAAGAAGCUUUUCUAUAAGAAGGACUGUUUGUAGUGAUACUUGCACAAGCAGCUUUAAUCCCUCCCCCCACCACCACCAAUAAUGAAUACUAUAGUAAUUUGGCAGGGUGGAUGGAUGUAACCAAAUUAAUUUGUCAUUUCAGAAUCAAAAUGUUUUGUAUUUAAGGGUGGAUGGUUUUCUGUAGUAGGGAAAUAUAGAUUUGCACUGACAAAAAUAUUUGUGAUCUUUGGUAACUAGUAGGUGAGAAAUUUUCCAAAGGAGAUGCUCAUGAUUUGUAUCAAUAUCUGAUAUUUUAUAUAAAUGUAUUAAACCUCUACAGAUUCUUUUUCAUGUAACUGUGUUCAAAAAGUAUUUUUUUAAAAAAUUAAGGCCUUCAAACAGCUUCAUCCACAAAAUCAGUGACUCACUGACAAUGUGGAAUUGCAACAAAUAUCAUUUUUUUUACACUUGGAUCUUUCCAUUGUAUCCCUAAAAAACACUAGAUGUGGAGUUUCCAUUUUGACCUGAAUACAUUUUUUAUCAUUAUAAAGGAGCCACCUUAAGGAAGGAGUCUUAGUUGUACUACUUCAAUGUUUAACUUUGUAUGAAAUCAUACCUUACUUGUCUUAAAUUCAAAAGUGCCUUUUGAAAUACUCUUUCUACUCUUCUACACAAAGUAUAAUAUCUUUAAAACCCUUUCUGGAUUUAUGACUUUUUAGAGAGACUAAGGCCAGUCUAGGUUGUAUGCUUCUGUUUGACUCACAGACCAUGUCAGACUGUGACAGAGUCUGUUUUUUAAUCAGUAGCUGUUAAAAGUACAAGUUUGUUACCUUAUCAUAGCAGUUCAUAAUUAACUGUUUUGGAGCAUCAUUGUUUGCACACUUUCUACUGCUUUUUCUGUUUAUAUAAAUGAAGUACUUAAAGUAACUUAUCUCAGCUUAAAUGAAUUGUAUAAUUAUGUAUUAUAUGUUGAAACAGAUUCAGUUGCUUCUUUAAAUGGUUUUGUUUCAGUCUUAAAGUAAAAUGUUUAUCAAGUAUACCUUAAAUCAUUCCUCAUUGCAUUCUUGUCCAUAUGUUUUUGUUGCUGGGUACUCUCUUGAAGUAAAGUUGGUUGCUGUUCCUCAGAGUGUAUUUCAUUAUUAGCACUUAUUCAUACUAACAGAAUAAGCCCAAUAACAUCUACAAGUAAUGUCCAUCUAGGGGUCUUGCCUAAAAUAAAUGAAAAUGGUGUUGCAGUCUUUUCCAUUUAUUUCACUGGAGUUUGCAUUUAAAAUCUGUUUGUUUCUUGUAACUAGCAAUUAAAUGCUUUUAUUUUCAUUAACCCUAAGGAAUAAGGUGUCUUGUGCUCUUUCUGUGGUUUUAGUAACUAUAAUAAAAGAAGGAAACCUCCCAUCACUUAUUCUCCAAGUAUAAGGCAGACUUGAACAUUUCUCUCAAUGCACUGAAUUCCACCACUAUUUUGGUGCAAGCUUCCUGUUUCUAUCAGAAGUACGCUAAUCGACCAUACACUUUAGCUAAGGGAAACUUUUUGUGCCUAUGUCAAAGACUGAGAGUAGAUCAGACCCAGCUUGAAUAAAAUAUGUGGUCAUUCAAAGAUGGUUAAGACCUUUGAUUUUUUUUAAAAAGAAACUUGAAAGCUUGUAACUUCAUUAUAGUGGCUACGUGUCUUAGAAAGCUAGAGUCAUGAAGGUUUAUAAGGCUACUUUUAAUUUUGUUAGAAACAUUUGCUUCUAUAUAGAAAAUAAAUACUGCAAUCUCACUUUUGAAAAACUGAUCAUUGUGACCUGAAGAGUUGCACAACAAAAUGGCCUAACUUAGUAAAGUAAAAUCAUAAAUAUCCUCAUAAUUAAUUAACUGUUAUAAUGAUCAUCAUUGUGGAAGAAGGCAAACCAUUUCUAUAUUUUCAUCAAGACAGUUAUCGACAUUUCUAAGUAGCCAUCGGGAGUCAAGCUAGUUCUAAGGAGGCUAUAUUUAUUUUUAUGAAAUUCUGUGCUUAGUUUUAUAUCUUCAUCUAGAUUCAGUUGUACUGAAUUUAAUGCAAUUUUUUAAAUCCUGAAAAACUUUAGAUUUGUAAAAACAUCAUCACCCUGAAUUGCCAAGGAAACAGUUGGAGGUAGGUUUUCAAGUCAUCUCAUAUGCUCUAUACCUUGUUACAUUUGCAUAUUAUAAUGAUAUUUCAAAUGUAGAUAUUUUUAUAGUCAUGAAUCUUUGAUUUAUAUUCAAAGCAAUUUAGGUCCUGGCUAUAGAUUACAAAUAAUAGUGCAGGAUUCUUUGUUCAUUACAAAUUUUCAUAUAUUUUGUGUUGUGCUUAUGAUUAGCGUUCCAUAGCAAUGAGCACAGGUACUUUAACUGAGUCUGUUUUACUAAAAAUAUUCCUUACUCCUUUGACUUUAUCUUUGUAAGGUAGCUUGAAAUUAUUGUGUUUUUAAUAUUAGGGGGUUUUUUAAUAGUAAAACCACUUACAGUGAAUACUUUGUAAAUGCUUUCGGUUCUAAUGUCACAGAAAUAAAAUGUUUGAGCCAAAACAAUUAUUUAGCAACUCCAAGCAUUAAAGUAUAUGCUUAAUGUGAAAUCCUAUUGUUUAUGUGAAACAUAAUAGAUAUGUAGGAAUUAAGCAUAUUUCACAUGAUCUUUUGGAGUAAGUUGUUAACUUAUUGCUGCUAUUAUGUAAAUAAGCAGAUGGUGAACUUCCGAAAGUACACCUUCAGAAACAAUGAACAACUUAAAGACUGGCUGAACUAAGUUCCGUAUUAUAGCCAAAAUGAUGUAAAACCUUCAAUUGCCCAUACAACAUCCAUGGCAGUGACAUGUUUUGUUACUACUGAUGUUAAUGAGAGUUUGUUAUUAGUCCAAAGAAAAUAAGCCUUCGUGUAUAUUGGGGGGCAGGGGGAAGGGUUAGAACUUGGAUGUUGUUUGGAUGCUAAGAUGUUCCAAAUGGACAGAAAGAGAAUGAUUCUAGCUAAACAUGUAUCUUCCACAUUCUGAAAUAUAAUAAAACCU
Molecule: messenger RNA, 4405 nt
Organism: Python bivittatus (Burmese python)
Lineage: Eukaryota; Metazoa; Chordata; Lepidosauria; Squamata; Pythonidae
Source: RefSeq, a predicted model, not a curated record